Rhagoletis zephyria (snowberry fruit fly) is the source of this 949-nucleotide messenger RNA. RefSeq lists its product as uncharacterized. The record is from RefSeq and is a predicted model, not a curated record. Lineage: Eukaryota; Metazoa; Arthropoda; Insecta; Diptera; Tephritidae. Gene Ontology annotation, cellular component: nucleus.
UUUGUUUCCCUCAGUGUGGGAAUUUUAUAGCGGCAGGCAAUGCCAAACUUAAAAUUGAUGAUCGCAAUCCAUCGUAGACUGUUUUUUCGGAGAAGUUACGAAAUAGCUUUCACGCAAUUCGAAUAGUUACGACGUAAAUUCGAGAUUCGUAGAGUUGCAUUCUCUGAACCCACUCCAAGCGUCAAUUCGUAGAUUUUCGUACUAUUUUGCUACGACGUGUUUUUGCAUCGGGGAGAAAUAAAAAAGAGUUAAUUAAAAUAAAAAUUUAAAAGAAAAAAUGCAAAAAGCUUUAAUAUGUAAGUCUACUAUUAAUUCAAUUAUAAAUAAGUUUAACAUGCAUAUAUAUAUACACUUCUACAGGACUAAAGUUGUUACAACACGACAGCAGUAUGCUACUUUGUUGGAGCUUUUGCAACAGAAAACAGAAAUCGCCCAGGGUUUCUCAAAAUGCUCCAAGGAAGAGGUAAUGGAGUUCUGGCAAAGUGUGGCGAAGGAGCUGAAUAGUCUGGGCCCACCAACCAAAGACGUGUCGAGCUGGAAAAAAUUGUGGUUAGAUUGGAAGGCCUACAUAAAGAGGAAGCUAUCCGAAAACAAGAAGGAGCAGGCAGCAACAGGCGGAGGACGAAAUAGGCAGCACCAUUUCAAUGAAUUGGAAGAGGAAGUCAUUAAGAUGACAGCUUUAGAGACCAGCACGCACGGCAUCACAGGUACGGUAAGUGUUGGACUACCUUCUGCCGGCGUAGGAAGUUGCGAGGCCGAUCCCGACGUAUCCAUGUUGUCGGGGAACUGCAGUCCAUUCCUCCCGAGACGUGCUCCAACUGUCCAGAAGCGAGCCGACACAAGUGCUGCAGAACUUUUGGAAGAACAACUGGAACUUCAAAAGGAUUUCCAACAAAAGAGUGUGGAGGUAGAGCAACGAAGGUUAGAAAAGUUGUCAAGAAAUAAAUAA